AUGGAUUCGGUAGUGCGACAGGUAUUGUUCGCCCUAAUAGCGAGCAUCAGCCUCGUGCAUUGCGAACCACCCCUCAACAAUCAGUAUGGAGUUCCGGGCAAUUUCGCAGGUGGAAGUCAUCAUAGCGGUGUACAGGGUGGUGGGAACGGAUUCGGGGGCCAUUAUGAUGGACACGAUAGUCAGGAUUACAUAGAUAAUGAGCCUAAGGCAUACGAGUUCGGAUACUCUGUCAAGGACCAAGCCACUGGGAACGACUUUGGCAGGCGGGAGUCGAGCGACGGCGAAACCGUGCGCGGUGAAUACAGAGUGCAGCUGCCGGAUGGUAGAACGCAAAUCGUCACUUAUACCGCAGACUGGAGGACCGGUUUCCACGCCGACGUCAGGUACGAGGGUACCGCGACUUACCAGGAUCAGUACAAUCAGCAGAAUGGCGACUAUAAUAAUGCCGGGCAAGGCUACCAGGGGAGCAACGGUUACGCCGGAGGAAACCAAGGUGGCUACAACUACCAGUCAGGUGGCGGACAUUAUAAUAACAACUACAAUUAUCAGUCGGGCUCCAAUGCUGUAGAUAGUUAUAAUAAUUUCGGCGCGAGGAACACUUACUCGGGAAUACCGUCGCCCACGUACGGUCCUGCCUUCCAUUAG
Molecule: messenger RNA, 645 nt
Organism: Dinoponera quadriceps
Lineage: Eukaryota; Metazoa; Arthropoda; Insecta; Hymenoptera; Formicidae
Product: pro-resilin-like
Exons: 4
Coding region: 1-645 (214 amino acids)
Cellular component (GO): extracellular matrix
Source: RefSeq, a predicted model, not a curated record